AUGGAGUCACUCCUGCUGCCGGUGCUACUGCUGUUGGCUGUGCUAUGGACACAGGCGGCCGCCCUCAUUAACCUCAAGUACUCGGUAGAAGAGGAGCAGCGCGCCGGGACGGUGAUCGCCAAUGUGGCCAAGGACGCGCGCGAGGCGGGCUUCGCACUGGACCCACGGCAGGCCUCUGCCUUCCGUGUGGUGUCCAACUCGGCUCCGCACCUGGUGGACAUCAACCCCAGCUCGGGCUUGUUGGUCACCAAGCAGAAGAUCGACCGUGACCUGCUGUGCCGCCAGAGCCCCAAGUGCAUCAUCUCACUCGAGGUCAUGUCCAGCUCAAUGGAGAUUUGCGUGAUUAAGGUGGAGAUCAAGGACCUUAAUGACAACGCUCCCAGCUUCCCGGCGGCACAGAUUGAGUUGGAGAUCUCGGAGGCGGCCAGCCCCGGCACGCGCAUCCCGCUGGACAGCGCUUAUGAUCCGGACUCGGGCAGUUUCGGCGUGCAGACCUAUGAGCUGACUCCGAAUGAGCUAUUUGGCCUGGAGAUCAAGACUCGCGGUGACGGCUCACGCUUCGCUGAACUCGUGGUGGAGAAGAGUCUGGAUCGCGAGACGCAGUCGCACUACAGCUUUCGCAUCACUGCGCUCGACGGCGGCGACCCGCCGCACCUGGGCACUGUUGGCCUCAGCAUCAAAGUGACCGACUCCAAUGACAACAACCCGGUGUUUGGCGAGUCCACCUAUUCAGUGAGCGUGCCAGAGAACUCACCUCCCAACACUCCCGUCAUCCGUCUCAACGCUACCGACCCAGACGAAGGCACCAAUGGCCAGGUGGUCUACUCAUUUUACGGCUACGUCAAUGACCGCACUAGAGAGCUCUUCCAGAUCGACCCGCACAGCGGCCUGGUCACCGUCACCGGUGCCCUAGACUAUGAAGAGGGCCACGUUUAUGAACUGGACGUGCAGGCCAAGGAUCUGGGGCCCAACUCCAUCCCGGCACACUGCAAGGUCACCGUCAGCGUUCUGGACACCAACGACAACCCGCCGGUCAUCAACCUGCUGUCGGUUAACAGCGAGCUGGUGGAGGUGAGCGAGAGCGCCCCCCCGGGCUACGUGAUUGCACUAGUGCGGGUGUCUGAUCGAGACUCUGGCCUCAAUGGGCGCGUGCAGUGCCGUUUGCUGGGCAACGUGCCCUUUCGGCUGCAGGAGUACGAGAGCUUCUCCACUAUCCUGGUGGACGGACGCCUGGACCGCGAGCAGCAUGACCAGUACAACCUUACCAUCCAGGCGCGCGACGGCGGCGUGCCCAUGCUGCAGAGUGCCAAGUCCUUUACCGUGCGCAUCACAGACGAGAACGACAACCACCCGCACUUCUCCAAGCCCUACUACCAGGUCAUUGUGCAGGAAAACAACACACCCGGUGCCUAUCUGCUCUCGGUGUCGGCCCGAGACCCCGACCUGGGUCUCAAUGGCAGUGUUUCCUAUCAGAUCGUGCCGUCACAGGUGCGAGACAUGCCUGUCUUCACCUAUGUCUCCAUCAACCCCAACUCAGGUGAUAUCUAUGCGCUGCGAUCCUUCAACCAUGAGCAGACCAAGGCAUUUGAAUUCAAGGUGCUGGCCAAGGACGGCGGCCUGCCCUCGCUGCAGAGCAAUGCCACUGUUCGGGUUAUCAUCCUCGACGUCAAUGACAAUACCCCAGUCAUCACCGCCCCACCGCUCAUCAACGGCACUGCGGAAGUCUACAUCCCCCGCAACUCGGGCAUAGGCUACCUGGUGACAGUUGUCAAAGCAGAUGACUACGACGAGGGCGAGAACGGCCGGGUCACCUAUGACAUGACAGAGGGCGACCGCGGUUUCUUUGAAAUAGACCAGAUCAAUGGCGAGGUCAGAACCACUCGCACCUUCAGCGAGAGCUCCAAGGCUUCCUACGAGCUUAUUGUGGUGGCCCACGACCACGGCAAGACGUCUCUUUCUGCCUCUGCGCUCGUCCUAAUCUACCUGUCCCCUGCUCUCGACGCCCAAGAAUCAAUGGGCUCGGUGAACUUGUCCCUGAUUUUCAUUAUCGCCCUGGGCUCCAUUGCUGGAAUCCUCUUUGUCACUAUGAUCUUCGUGGCGAUCAAGUGCAAGAGAGACAACAAAGAGAUCCGGACCUACAACUGCAGAAUCGCUGAGUACUCCUAUGGUCAUCAAAAGAAAUCAAGCAAGAAGAAAAAAAUCAGUAAGAAUGACAUCCGCCUGGUACCCCGGGAUGUGGAGGAGACAGACAAGAUGAAUGUUGUCAGUUGCUCCUCCCUGACCUCCUCCCUCAACUAUUUCGACUACCACCAGCAGACCCUUCCUCUGGGCUGCCGCCGCUCUGAGAGCACUUUCCUGAACGUGGAGAACCAGAAUACCCGCAAUACCAGCGCCAACCACAUCUACCAUCACUCUUUCAACAGCCAGGGCCCCCAGCAACCAGACCUGAUCAUCAAUGGCAUGCCUCUGCCUGAGACUGAAAAUUAUUCCUUUGACUCCAACUACGUGAACAGCCGAGCCCAUUUAAUCAAAAGCAGCUCCACCUUCAAGGACUUAGAGGGCAACAGCCUAAAGGAUAGCGGCCAUGAGGAGAGUGACCAGACCGACAGUGAACAUGAUGUCCAGCGAAGCCUGUAUUGUGACACUGCUGUCAAUGAUGUGCUGAACACCAGUGUGACCUCCAUGGGAUCUCAGAUGCCUGACCAUGAUCAGAAUGAAGGAUUUCAUUGCAGGGAAGAAUGCCGGAUUCUUGGCCACUCUGACAGGUGCUGGAUGCCCCGGAACCCCAUGCCCACCUGCUCCAAGUCCCCUGAGCAUGUGAGGAACAUCAUCACGCUGUCCAUUGAAGCUACUGCUGCUGAUGUUGAAGCUUAUGACGACUGCGGCCCCACCAAGCGGACUUUCGCAACCUUUGGAAAGGAUGUCAGCGACCACCCAGCUGAGGAGAGACCCACCCUGAAAGGGAGAAGGACUGUUGAUGUGACCAUCUGCAGCCCCAAGGUCAACAGUGCUAUCCGGGAGGCAGGCAAUGGCUGUGAGGCUAUUAGCCCUGUCACUUCCCCUCUGCAUCUCAAGAGCCCUCUGCCUACCAAGCCUUCUGUGUCUUACACUGUUGCCCUGGGACCCCCGGCCCGUGAUCUGGAGCAGUAUGUCAACAGUGGUCCUUCUCGUCCCUCUGAAGCUGAACCCCAUGGAGCUGAUGGCGAGAAAGUCGUGCAUGAGGUCAACCCCAUUCUGAAGGAAGGUCGAGACAAAGAGUCUCCUGGUGUGAAGCGUUUGAAGGAUAUCAUUCUCUAA
Rangifer tarandus platyrhynchus (Svalbard reindeer) is the source of this 3297-nucleotide messenger RNA. The record is from the annotation of a GenBank genome assembly. Lineage: Eukaryota; Metazoa; Chordata; Mammalia; Artiodactyla; Cervidae.